UUUGCUAUUGCAGGGGUACAGUGGCUAGUGUAGCAGGGGUGAAUGUGUGAGAUCUGUGACACUUGUAACUAAUUAAGCGAUGCUUGAUGUUGAUAGGUGGGUAGAAAUCGUGCAACGAUGCAAGUAUUUGCCAGAAAAUGAUCUAAAGAAACUGUGUAGCAUUGUUUGCGAGCUGCUGUUGGAAGAAUGCAACAUUCAACCCGUCUCCUCACCAGUCACUGUGUGUGGGGACAUUCAUGGACAGUUUUAUGACCUUGAAGAAUUGUUCCGAACUGGGGGACCAAUUCCCGAUACGAGCUACAUAUUCAUGGGUGACUUCGUAGACCGAGGGUACUACAGCUUGGAAACAUUCACUCGUCUCCUGACCCUGAAGGCCAA
Molecule: messenger RNA, 378 nt
Organism: Rhipicephalus microplus (southern cattle tick)
Lineage: Eukaryota; Metazoa; Arthropoda; Arachnida; Ixodida; Ixodidae
Gene: PpV
Product: Protein phosphatase V
Molecular function (GO): protein serine/threonine phosphatase activity
Source: RefSeq, a predicted model, not a curated record